Messenger RNA from Dicentrarchus labrax (European seabass), 2542 nucleotides. RefSeq names its product lysosomal associated membrane protein 1a (gene lamp1a). Gene Ontology annotation, cellular component: membrane. The transcript has 9 exons. NCBI's taxonomy places the organism in Eukaryota, Metazoa, Chordata, Actinopteri, Moronidae. The record is from RefSeq and is a predicted model, not a curated record. The coding region runs from base 344 to 1594 and encodes 416 amino acids.
AAAUGCUACCAGUUCACAUGACGAGACAGGGCUUAUUCCGUCAGUGAGGCUGCGAGCGACAUCUCACCGCGUACACGGGAUUUUUACCAGCAGGACGUGCUUUGGGAAAUACCAAAUAACCCUUUUCUCUAUCGUCGGACAGCAGAGAAACGUAAACAACAACAGGAAGAACAACAGCGACGCCUCGGAUUGAGCUAACAGUCCGUUAAGUCAAGUGCAGUGUUGCAGUGCGCCGUGUCGGACCCACCUGCGCCCGCAGCGGCGACACAACAACACCGCCUCUCCUAACACAUUAAAAGACAUUAAAAGUAUAUCUGCGCUCCGGUGGGACCUGGCCUGAAAGAUGAAACUCUCUCCCGCUCUGGCUGCGCUCAUCAUUGCCUGGUUUGCGGUGUUAGGUUGCAUUCAGGCUGUUACUCUUGAAGUGAAAGAGGGAAACUCCACCUGCAUUAAGGCUCAGCUUUCUGCAUCAUUCUCCAUCUCAUACAACACCUCCAACAGCACAAGAAAUGUGCAGGUCUCUCUGCCCGAUUCUGCCACAGUCGAUACAGGGAGCAGCUCCUGUGGCACAACCGGCAGCUCACCGUGGCUGGUGGCAGUGUUUGGACCCGGCCACGCGCUGGGGCUGAGCUUUUCAACCAAUGGAAGUCUGUACAGUGUCGCCAACCUGACGUUGCAGUACAAUCUCAGCGACUCUUCAGUCUUCCCUGAGGCCAACAGCUCUGAUGUGGUCACUGUGGUGUCGUCUUCAGUCGGGAUCUGGGCGACGAUCAACACCACGUAUCGCUGUGUGAGCCCCAGCCCUUUUGAAGUUGGUGGAACAACUGUCACUUUCUCUAACAUGAGGCUGGAAGCGUACAUGCCAGGAAAUGACCUGAGUCCAACAGAAAGCGUAUGUGUGGCAGAUCAGGCCAGUACUACUCCUCCACCUACCACUGCCGGCACUACAACAACCGUAGCUCCAGCACCAACCCCUCCUGGAACACCAGAGCGGGGCAUGUACUCUGUAAACAACACCAAUGGCACUGUGUGUCUCUUGGCCCAAAUGGGACUGCAACUCAACAUCUCCCAUUUCUCUCUAUCUCAGAAUAAGACUGUCCAAGAAUUAGUAAACUUGGCUCCCAAUCUGACAAGUUCAUCAGGAUCAUGUGAAGCCAGCAGUGCUACCUUGGUUUUGACACAGGAACGAACCACCACUCUCAACUUCACCUUCACUCUGAACUCUACGAGCCACAAGUACCACCUGAGUGGGAUAACUCUGCUUGCUAAUUGGUCUGAUAUGACUGCUCCCUUCUCAGCCAGUAACACCAGUCUCAACUACCUGCGGAGUACAGCGGGGCGCUCCUACAUGUGCAACGCUGAGCAGACUCUGUUUGUGGUGCCAACCUUUUCUCUCAACACAUUUAAACUGCAGGUCCAACCCUUUGAAGUCACCACCCGCCAGUUUGCUACAGCGGAGGAGUGUCAGAUGGACCAAGACCAGAUGCUUAUCCCCAUCAUCGUCGGAGCAGCUCUUGCCGGCCUGGUGCUGAUCGUCCUCAUUGCAUAUUUAAUUGGCAGGAAGAGGAGCCAUGCUGGAUACCAGACUAUCUGAAUGGACACUUCAUGACAGACUGAAUGGAGGCGAGAUGAACCCCAAGUGUGUGAGUGAGCAAGUAAUGAGACUGUGUGGACACAAGCAUGGUGAAUGGAAGCAGUUGUUACUCCAUGGUGAGCGCAUGUUUUUGCUUAAUCCUAUGUGACCUCCUGGAUAUUUUAUUUUCCUUUCACUUUCUCUGUGAGAUGAUGAUGAUGAUGAUGAUGAGAAGCCAAAGACCUGCUAACUUUAGACGGUGUGCAUCUUGAUGAAGCCUAAUCCAAGAUGGAGGCAGUUUGAAUUUGCUGCAGCAAGUUCACCAUCAGCUGUUUAUUAUUGUUUUUAUUAUGUUUUAGGAAUUGGUUGAAUUUGCUUGAAUUGCAGUUUUAUAGCUAUGUUAUUAUUUAAUAUCCCAUGCAAUUAAAGAGGCAGAGGGAGAGUCAAAUGAAAUGUAGGCAUAUGGCUUGUCCACUGUUGGUCAGACAUUUCAAGACAUUUCAAGUUGCGUCUACACAUGCUCACAAUCUCUUUUUAAAAACAAGAUUAUUCCUGUGACUCUUAAGAAAAGGGAAAGCUCUGAAUGUGUGUCUUUUCCAAUCAUAUUCCUCCACAGUGGAGACAGAUUAAAGCCUGUCCCAAUAGUGCAAUGAGGCAUAGCUUAAUCCAACUAAUUAAACACAGUCUGCUAAUUGUGAUGAUAAAAACAGGGAUUUGCUGCUUUGUAUAAACAGUGUGUGGCGGUCCAGCCAUACAGAGUGCAACUAUGCAUUACUAAAAUGUAUUUAACAUUACAAGUGAACAGGUGCAUGGGUUUAUUUUCUAUUCUGGCUUUCCCCCGCCCUCUCCUUAAGGAAUGUUAAUAUGAAUUGUAGUGAUUUGAUCCAUUUAUUUUUAUAGAAAAUGGUUUGACCUCGUUUUCUAUUAUGCAUCUUACUGAAAAUUAAUAAAAACCUUUGAAGUCCAGAA